Molecule: messenger RNA, 2826 nt
Organism: Paracoccidioides brasiliensis Pb18
Product: DNA mismatch repair protein msh-2
Exons: 3
Coding region: 1-2826 (941 amino acids)
Biological process (GO): mitotic recombination; mismatch repair
Cellular component (GO): nucleus; MutSalpha complex
Molecular function (GO): ATP-dependent DNA damage sensor activity; ATP binding; mismatched DNA binding
Source: RefSeq, a predicted model, not a curated record
AUGUCGUCGCGACCGGAACUGAAGGUGGACGAUGAGGGGGGGUUCAUACGGUUCUUCCGGUCCCUUCCCGCUAAGGAUGACUCCUCCACAGUCCGUGUCUUUGACCGGGGUGAUUUCUACACCGCUCAUGGUCCUGAUGCGGAGUACAUUGCCCGGACCGUGUACAAGACUACCUCCGUCCUCAAAUCACUAGGACGCAGUGAUUCAGGAGGUCUCCCAUCUGUAACCAUGACAGUGACUGUAUUUCGAAACUUCCUUCGCGAAGCUCUUUUCCGAUUGAGUAUGAGAGUGGAGAUAUGGGUGUCACAGGGUGGGGGGAAAGCAAAUUGGACGCUGGCAAAACAAGCCAGCCCGGGCAAUCUGCAGGAUGUGGAGGAGGACUUGGGAGCUAGCGGUGCAGCCAUGGAUUCUUCACCUAUUAUUCUUGCAGUUAAAAUAUCCGCUAAGGCAUCGGAGGCUAGAUAUGUUGGAGUCUGUUUUGCCGAUGCCACUGUCAGGGAACUUGGUGUGAGUGAGUUUGUGGAUAACGAUCUUUACUCCAACUUUGAGUCCCUGGUUAUUCAACUAGGGGUCAAGGAGUGUCUGGUUAUGGCGGAGACCCAGAAGAAGGAUGUGGAACUGGGGAAAAUCCGGUCUAUUCUUGACAGUUGUGGAAUCGCAAUUUCGCAGCGGCCCAUAGCUGAUUUCGGGACGAAGGAUAUUGAGCAGGAUCUUGCGAGGUUGUUGAGGGAUGAGAUGGCUCCUGGCAUAUUACCCCAGACAGAUUUGAAAUUAGCAAUGGGCUCUGCUGCAGCUUUGAUCAAGUAUCUUGGUGCUAUGUCGGAUGCAUCAAAUUUCGGUCAAUAUCAACUAUAUCAGCAUGACUUAUCGCAGUACAUGAAACUAGAUGCAUCGGCUCUCAGAGCGUUAAACCUGAUGCCUGGUCCACGCGAUGGCGCGAAGAAUAUGAGUCUGUACGGGUUGUUGAAUCACUGCAAGACUCCAGUGGGAAGCCGAUUAUUAGCGCAGUGGUUGAAACAACCACUGAUGAACCACGCCGACAUCGAGAAGCGUCAGCAGUUGGUAGAAGCCUUUGUGGUAGACACUGGGCUCAGACAGACUAUGCAAGAAGAUCAACUACGGUCUAUCCCUGAUCUUUACCGUUUAGCGAAACGAUUCCUGCGCAAAAUGGCCAACCUGGAGGAUGUGGUGAGAGUAUAUCAAGUUGUAAUCAGGUUGCCCGGAUUCAUCAACACCCUCGAGGCCGUUAUUGAUGAGCAAUACCAAGAGCCUCUUGAGACAGAGUAUACAUCCAAACUGCGCAGUCUCUCUGAUAACUUCAGCAAGCUGGCGGAGAUGGUUGAAACUACGGUCGACUUGGACGCGUUGGAUAAUCACGAGUUCAUUAUUAAGCCUGAAUUCGACGACAGCCUCCGUAUCAUCAGAGAGAAGCUCGACAAACUGAAGCACGACAUGGACGUCGAACACAGGAUGGUAGGAAAGGACUUGAAUCAAGACACGGACAAAAAGCUCUUUCUCGAAAACCAUCGAGUUCAUGGUUGGUGUUUCCGGUUGACACGAAAUGAAGCGGGUUGCAUUCGCAAUAAACGAGAAUACCAAGAGUGCUCGACCCAGAAGAACGGAGUAUACUUCACAACGUCGACAAUGCAGUCGCUCAGACGAGAACAUGACCAGCUAUCUUCAAACUAUAACCGAACACAAGCCGGUUUAGUUCAGGAGGUGGUAAACGUCGCAGCCUCCUACUGCCCAUUGCUAGAGCAACUAGCAAGCGUUCUAGCACAUUUAGAUGUCAUCGUCAGUUUUGCCCACGUAUCUGUUCAUGCUCCCUCUGCAUACGUUCGACCCAAGAUUCAUCCCCGAGGAACGGGACAUACGAUUUUAAAGGAAGCUCGUCAUCCCUGUAUGGAGAUGCAGGACGACAUCUCCUUCAUCACAAACGAUGUCUCACUACUCCGCAAUGAGUCCUCAUUCCUCAUCAUAACCGGCCCCAACAUGGGCGGGAAGUCCACAUACAUCCGCCAAAUCGGUGUUAUCGCUCUCAUGGCACAAACGGGUUGCUUCGUACCAUGUUCUGAGGCCGAACUCACCAUUUUUGAUUCUAUCCUUGCUCGUGUGGGAGCUAGUGAUUCGCAACUCAAAGGGGUUUCGACAUUCAUGGCAGAAAUGCUUGAAACCGCCAAUAUUUUAAAAUCAGCGACAUCGGAGUCCUUGAUUAUAAUCGAUGAGCUGGGUCGAGGAACAAGCACAUAUGAUGGCUUUGGUCUUGCCUGGGCGAUAUCGGAACAUAUUAUCACAGAAAUCAGAUGUUUCGCGUUAUUUGCUACCCAUUUCCACGAACUAACGGCUCUGCAAGAUCGUUAUCCCAAAUCGGUGAAGAAUCUUCAUGUCGUGGCGUUUAUUAGUGAUGGGAAAGACGCGAAACGAAAUGAGAGUGCGGACAGAAAGAAGCGAGAGGUUACUCUGUUAUACCGGGUUGAGCCAGGUGUCUGUGAUCAGUCCUUUGGCAUCCAUGUGGCAGAACUCGUCCGUUUCCCUGAGAAAGUAGUGAAUAUGGCACGGCAAAAGGCAGAGGAGCUGGAAGAUUUCACCUCCACCGCAGCCGAUAACCAGCAACAGGCUGCCUCUCUAGAUGAGUACUCCACCGAGGAAGUUGCAGAAGGGAGUGCCUUGCUUAAAGCCAUGCUCUUGAAAUGGAAAGCUGAGAUAGAAGCCCCGGGCAAUGAAAACCUCACCUUGGAGGAAAAGAAGAAGAAGAUGCGGGAUAUGGUAGAAGCCGACGAAAAACUCCGAGAUAACAAGGUAUUUCAGGGCAUAAAGGCUCUAUGA